This is a messenger RNA of Drosophila suzukii, 2589 nucleotides long. RefSeq names its product TRPL translocation defect 14 (gene Ttd14). Gene Ontology annotation, biological process: photoreceptor cell maintenance. The record is from RefSeq and is a predicted model, not a curated record. Lineage: Eukaryota; Metazoa; Arthropoda; Insecta; Diptera; Drosophilidae. Gene Ontology annotation, molecular function: GTP binding; phosphatidylinositol binding; phosphatidic acid binding.
CACCGCGCUGCACCAAAAAAGUAUAAGACCGACCGUCGGCACACAUUUUCCACACGAUUUCGAUUCUGUUCUUUCCUUGUGUAACAAACGGUGUCAGCGCGUGAAAAUGCAACAGCCCCACGAAACGCAUAAACUUUGAUAUCGCCCCAAUACUCAGAUGUGGUACAAAUUCGGACAGUAGCGUCCAAGGCGGCCGACUCGUUGGUUGGUCAGAUUCCUAGGGUUCCCCGGCGGCCUUUCGAGAGUAUCCCGCGCAACCCCAUUUUUGGGUAUGAUUACCACGCGCCAGUGCGACAUUUGAAUUGCAGAGCACCAGGUGCGGAGCACGCGGACUACCAGCUACCAGGAUCGGGAAACCAGGACACCAGAAGUCCCCAAGGAACUGCGAUUUCGCAGGCCUAACCUAAAAAGGCACGUGCAGCGCGCGUAGAAGAGUUUUCUGCGUGCCACCACAGCCAAUCGGCUCCUCUCCAUACAAAAAAAAAACAGAGUACAAAUUCCCGACGAACACGACGACGACAUGGCCACCCUCCUCAGCAACGGCCAGCAGUCGGUGAUGGCCACCAGUAAUGGUCAGGAGCAGCAGCAGCAGGACGAACCGGAGCAACAGCAGGUAGAGAUCAGGAAGUCCAGCUCACCGAAGCCAGGCGCCAUGCCCAACUUGAAGCUCAACAGGAUGGGUUCGGUGUCCCCCAAAGAUAAACGCGUCUACAAAAUCGUCCUAACUGGCGGGCCCUGUGGCGGCAAGACGACGGGACAGUCCCGGUUGUGCACCUUCUUCGAGAACCUUGGAUGGAAGGUAUUCCGCGUGCCUGAAACGGCCACUGUUUUACUCAGUGGCGGCGUGAAGUUCUCCGAUCUAACCGAGAAAGAGGACCCGCCCACGCCAACCACGUUCGUUUACAAAGAUCUGCCCUUCGCCGCUCCGGAGCACAGUCUCAUCGACCUAACCGCAUCCUGUCCGCGCUGCUUGGCCAAGGCUGCAUCGCGGCCCAAUGGCAGCGAAGCCUACAAGUUCCAGGAGAAUCUGAUCCGCACCAUGGUGCAAAUUGAGAACACCUACUUUGAGCUCGGCAACUCGAGCACCCGCAACUGUCUGAUAAUCUGCGAUCGCGGCGUUAUGGAUGCCAGUGCAUACAUAUCAAAGGAUAAGUGGGAGAAGAUGAUGGCGGGCAACAAGUGGAACCCAGUGGAAAUGCGCGACAAUCGCUACAACCAGAUCCUUCAUCUGGUCUCCGCGGCCAACGGCGCCGAGGACUUCUACUCCACAGAGAACAGAAAGCGCCACUAUCAGGACCACGCCUGCCGCUCGGAAGGCGUUGAUUUGGCCAGGGAACUGGACUACAAGUCGGCGGCAGCCUGGGUCGGCCAUCCCUACUUCGAUGUGAUCGACAACUCCACCAACUUCGAAGCCAAAAUGAACCGCAUGAUUGAGUCAGUCUGCCAGAAAGUGGGCAUCGACAUUGGCGAUCGUUUGCAGGCCACAUCGCGCAAGCUGAAAUAUUUAGUUGCCCUUCUGCCGCCAGACAGCGAGUUUCCGCCCUUCCAGGACUUUGAUGUGGUGCAUCAUUAUCUGCAAUCCGCCGGACCCAAGGUGCAGGCUCGCCUUCGCAAGCGCGGGCAGAAAAGCCACUGGAGCUACAUCCACACGCAACGUCGUCCCAAUGUCCACGGGCAGGCCCGCAUCGAGGUGAAGACCCAGCUGACGCAUCGCGACUAUAUGAACCUGCUGGCCCAGCGCGACGAUGCCCACUUCACCAUCUAUAAGAAGCGCCGCUGCUUCCUGAUCAACAACCAAUAUUUCCAGCUGGACAUAUACAAGGAGCCCGGCCACCCACGCUGCAAGGGAUUGGUGCUGUUGGAAACGUAUUCAUCGCUCACAGGCGAAGCCCUGAAGAACUGCAUGCCCAAGUUCCUGAAUAUUGUAAAGGAGGUGACCGGUGAUCCGGACUACUCCAUGUUUAACCUGUCCCUCAAGGAGGACUGGAGCACCACCAAGAAGUUCUGCCGGUCGGCGACGCACGUUAAGGGCGCCGCUAACGGAGUCUCGAGCACGCCGUUGCUCCUCAAUGGUCAGUAGGCUUCUGAACUGUCCCUGAAUCUCUUUUGCACACGCAAUUACACGGCAGAAGCAAGUUAUAAGAAAAACCAAUGACCUGGCAACAAAAUGUACAAAAAAAAAACUUAAAAACUGAACGUAGGUCCUUCCAAGCUGCCUUGGGAGCUCCACUUAGUGCUCUGAUUUAUGACCACACGCCCUAUAAACCCACACACACACCCCGUUACUUAUUUGCGUACUUAGCCCCAGGAGGAUGAAGGCACCGCGAACGAGAAGCGUAUGUGUCGAGUCUAUAGUUUGUAGUGCAACCGCAACCGAAACCGGAGGUCGAGAGCCCCACCCGUACUUAAUUUUCUUGUCAUGUUUGCUCGUGUUAAUUUUGUAAGCCAUAACACUAGAAACUGUGUAAAUCCAUGGAUCCGCGAUAUCAUGUGACGUUUUUGUGUCUUUUGGAAAAAUUGUGAACCGAUAAUUUUAACUCUAACUCUAAGCUAAAUGAAAAUAAGAAUACGACUACAAGACCACCAAAA